Molecule: messenger RNA, 1629 nt
Organism: Ostreococcus tauri
Lineage: Eukaryota; Viridiplantae; Chlorophyta; Mamiellophyceae; Mamiellales; Bathycoccaceae
Product: P-loop containing nucleoside triphosphate hydrolase
Exons: 1
Coding region: 1-1629 (542 amino acids)
Cellular component (GO): cytoplasm
Molecular function (GO): ATP binding; kinase activity
Source: RefSeq, a predicted model, not a curated record
AUGAGCGCUCUCAACGUGCGCGACUCUUACGACGUGAACGCGCUGGAGAUCCCACCGAUGGAGCAGCGAACGAAGGUCCAAGGCGUCGGGGCGCACGUGAGCGCAUCGAUCGGUUCGCCCGAAGUCGGGUCGCCGACAAAGUACUUUACGAAGAUGUUGGAGAACAACUGCUCGGCGGGCAAGGCGAGACGCGGGAUGAAUGGAGAAUUCGUCUCCACGUACGACGAGCGCAUCGCGCGAUGCGGAGGAAACCGUGAACCGUUCCUCAUCGGCGUCGCCGGGGGCACGGCGAGCGGUAAGACGACGGUGUGCGAUUUAAUCAUGCAAAACUUGCAGGAGCAACGCGUGGUGCUCAUCGCGCAAGAUUCAUUCUACCGGCCACUCACCGCACACGAGCGAGAGAACGUGGGAUCGUACAACUUUGAUCAUCCGGACGCAAUCGAUACAGCAUGUCUGAAGGAUGUGUUGCACAAGCUCAUGCUGCGACUGCCCGUGGACGUGCCCGUGUACGAUUUCGUCACGCACUCGCGAAGCGAAGAGACUAUUCGCAUCGAGAGCGGCGACGUCAUCAUUAUCGAGGGAAUUUUGGUGCUGGCGAUGGAAGAGAUUCGCAACAUGUGUCAUAUGAAAGUUUUUGUCGACACGGACGAUGACUUGCGAUUGGCGAGACGUUUGAAGCGAGACACGGUGGAUCGCGGACGGAGCGUCGACGGAGUCAUCACGCAGUACACGAUGUUCGUGAAACCGAUGUUCGACGCGUACGUUUCGCCGAGCAAGCGACACGCCGAUGUCAUCAUUCCUUGGGCUCAAGGUGAAAACUCUGUGGCCAUCGAUUUGAUCGUGCAGCACAUUCGCACGAAACUGGGCCAAAACGACUUGCGACGAAUAUAUCGCAACCUGGUCGUUCUUCCGCCGCAAUUUCAAAUCAGAGGGAUGCACACCAUAAUUCGCGAUCGUUCGGUGAACAGAAGCGACUUUGUCUUCUACAGCGAUCGUAUCAUUCGUCUCGUCGUCGAGCACGGGUUAGGGCAUCUUCCGUUCAACGAACACGUCGUCUUCACGCCCACCGGCGACCAGUACAAGGGCGUGACGUUUUGCAGCAAACUGUGCGGGGUGUCCAUCAUUCGCUCCGGGGAGGCGAUGGAGAACGCCCUUCGCGCGUGCUGCAAAGGGAUCAAAAUCGGUAAACUGCUCAUCGAGCGUCGUGACAGGGAUGGACUGCGUCGCGCUGAGAGCGAUCCCAAAGUCGGUUCGCCGCAGUCGGAGACCUGUCCGAGAAUCUUGUACGAGAAGCUUCCGCACGAUAUCGCGGAUCGUUUCGUGCUCGUUUUAGACCCAAUUUUAGCCACGGGCGUAAGCGCGCAGGCCGCGGUCGAUUUACUUCUCGAUCGCGGCGUGAAGGAGGAAAAGAUUCUCUUUCUGAGCGUCAUCGCGUCAACGCAAGGCGUGCACCACUUAUGCACGAGGUACCCUCGGAUGAAGGUAAUCACCUCCGAGGUCGACGCCGGAUUGAGUGACGAUAACAAAGUGUUACCGGGCGUAGGCGAGUUCGGGGAUCGCUACUUUGGCACGGAAAUCCCGUCCAUGGCGUCGUUGCAAACCGACCAGGAUGGCACGUUGUUCGACUAA